GACAUUGACACCAAAUAACAAAUUACCGUCAUGUUGUCGUUCCGUAUCGACGCCAUUUUUUAAAUGGUCUUACAGUGAAAUGCCGUGUGGAGUUUAUAAAAAAAAAAUAUAUACGAGAGAAAAACUUAUACAUAGAACAUUUUGAAACUAGUUUCAAUUAAAAGAUUUCUAUAAACGAAACACCAAUUAACUAAACAAAAAACGAAUCGACGCGGAAACGGAAAAAAAGUUGUGUGAAAAGCGUUUUCGUUUAUUUUCUUCAGUUUGAUCUAGAAUUUGUGUGUUUGUGAAAAAGUAUAAUGAAAUAAAUCUUCCAAAAAUGGAAACAGUUGUUGCUUUUAAUACCGAGCUCUCGGGGCUUUACGAAUCAAAGCCGCCGAUCUCGAAAGCGAAAAUGACUUCCAUCACACGGAGUGCAAUGAAAGCGAUCAAGUUCUACAAGCAUGUGGUGCAAAGUGUGGAAAAAUUCAUAUUGAAAUGCAAGCAAGAGUAUAAAAUACCCGGUUUAUACGUGAUCGAUUCGAUUGUACGCCAAUCGAGGCAUCAAUUUGGCACCGAAAAAGAUGUGUUUGCACCGCGAUUUGCACGCAACAUGCAAACAACAUUCGCCAAUUUAUUUCAGUGCAGUCCCGAGGACAAGAGCAAAAUCAUCCGUGUGCUGAAUUUGUGGCAAAAGAAUAAUGUCUUUGCACCGGACGUCAUUCAGCCGUUGUUCGAUUUGGCCGAUCCAAAUCAUCCCAUCUAUCAGAAUCAAGGUACAUCUCAAGACACGAGUUUGAACGGCAUGAUGAGUACAAUCACUCAGGAGUCACCUGCACCAAAUAUGGCUGAUGAAGGUCACACUAUGUCAUCCGAUAUGUCCGGACCCAUCAAUUCAAUGUCGAACGUUUCCCAUAUCGAUCCCAGCACAAUUCGCCAUUUACAACAAUUAAUGCUCUUGCGGCAAAAGGGUAACAAUGAACCGAUCGCAAGCACAAGCUCAAAUACGGGGAUGAGUCAAGAUUCGGUGAAAUUUAACAAGAAACUACUGGACUUUGACUAUGGCGAUGACGAAGACGAUGACAACAAAGGACCGUCACCGCGUCAAUCACAGCAACAACAGCAGCAGCAACAGCAACAACAACAACAGCAGCAACAGCAACAGCAACAACAACAGUCCAAUUCAACGAUUGACAACAGUAACAUAUCGCAAUUGCUUAACGAUCCGAAUGUCCUGCGGCAGCUUCACAAUUUACAAAAGCUCAAGCAGAUUGAAGAAUCCAAACAGUCGAAAUUGGCCGAGAUGCGAAUGCAAGAGGAGGCAUUCGAAAAACAAUUAGCCACCAUGUUGAAAAAGCUUCCGUUUGCCAACGAAUGUGACCUCAGUCGACAAGACAACCAAAUCUAUGGCAUGCAAAAUGCCAAUCUCAAUCCAAAUCAAAAUGGACCAAUGUAUAUGACAUCAAGUGCAGCUGAACAAGCAAAAAUCGAUCCUGAUGUUGAAUUGGUUUCAGACGAUGGAAAAGUCGAAGUGAUUAACUUAGACGGAAACUCGCGAAGUCCAUCGAUCGAACGAAAUCGUUACAGCAAAAGGCGAAGAAGUCGAAGCAGAUCGAGAGAUAGACGCGGUCGUUCAAGGUCUAGAGAUCGUCGACGAAGCAGAGAUCGCGAACGUCGAAAAUCAACAUCGCGCGAUAGACAUCGAGACAGAGACCGUGGCAAGGACAAAGAAAAGGAGCGUGAACGCAAACGCAAAGGACUGCCUGAGAUUAAGAAGGAACAUUUGAGCGUGUGUAGCACGACUUUGUGGAUUGGUCACUUGUCAAAAUUGACGCAACAGGAAGAAUUGUCGGACAUCUUUACCAAGUACGGUGACAUAGUUAGCAUCGAUAUGAUUCAUCCUCGUGGCUGUGCGUUCUUAGUCAUGCAUCGGCGUCAAGAUGCUUACAAAGCAAUCGACGGUUUGAAUGGAUACAAAUUGCAUGGCCGUGUUAUAUCCAUCUCAUGGGCCGCUGGCAAAGGUGUGAAGAGUAAACAAUGGAAGGAUUACUGGGACUUAGAGCUGGGUGUGAGUUACAUUCCAUGGGAUAAAUUAGACCAAAACACCGAUUUCGAGCAAUUGGAAGAUGGUGGCAUGUUUGAUGAAGACUCAAUGCCAGCUUGGCUCAAGGAAAAGCUUAAGAAUCAAUCACAACAAAAGGAUACAAACGAUGCAGCUGCGGCUGUUAAUCAAGUCACAAAUUUGCCGAUGUUCGCUAUGGAUCAGCCGCCACCAACACAACAGCAACUUAUGACCAAUAUGUCACAAAUGGUGCCACCGUUCCCGAUGGGCUCUGCAGUGCCACGUUUUAUGCCGCCAAUGAUGACGCCCGGUUUGCCAUUGGGCGUACCACCACCAGGCCAUCCAAUGAACGGGCAAAUGCCAAUGAUGAUUCCACAGCCAAUUGUGCCAGGAAUGCCGAUGGCAUCGCUAGAUAAACCUCCGCCAGGUGCCGCUCCAUACUUCUUUCCUCCAAUACCGCAAAUGCCUCCAAUGGCUGCUCCGACAAUGGCAUCGUCGGCAAACAUCGGUGGUUCUGAUGAUCAGAUGGAUAUUGAAGAAGAUGAAACUAACCAACCUGCCGACCCAAUGUUUCAAAAGAGUCAAACGAUGUUCAAUCGGCCACCGCCCAAAAUCAAUUUCGGACCAAAUCCAAUGGCACCGAACGAUUUUGCGAACAAAGAUAAUCGGGGACCAAACUUCGAUGAUAUUGUCAACAGUGGAAAUAUGAGUCAUGACAGAGAUAAUGAUAUAAAAGAUUUCCGCAGCCGAGGCACUGACCGAGAUAGAGACAAUCGAAACCGUGGCAAUAGAUCGCGUGACUAUAGCAAUGAACGUGGUGGCGGCGGCGGUGGCGGACGAAACACCAAUUCCAGAUGGUCGGAUGGACGUGGACGAUCACGCGAAAACGAUCGAAACACGCCAUCCGAUGGCAACAAUCGUGAUUUCAACAAUUCAAGAAACAACAUGCAAUGGAGAGAUCAACCACAAAAUCCGAUGAACUUCAACAACAGCUACAUGGAUCAUUCAAAUCCGAGAAUGAACAUUGGCGCACCGCCGCCAGCACUUGAAGAUAUGAGACUACCUAUUCCACUAGAUAACUUAAGAGGCCCUCCGUUGGGACCAAACUCCAUGAACAAUAAAAUGCAUCAUGGACGACGCGGUGGUGGUAAUGAUUAUGACAGAAAUCGUCCACCGGCUGGCCAGCAACGGGAUUACUACAAUCAAAAUCGAUUCGGUCCACCUGGAAUGAAUGGACCCAUGAAUAUGCGAGGUAAUAUGCAGAACUUCGGCCCGAGAAACAACUUCACGUGGCAACCAAGAUCUGGAAUGAAUAACGACCGACCAGAUGGAGGAAACUUUAAUCGAAACGAUCGAAACCGAAGCAAUAACAAUCCUCGAGGCCCGCGUGGUCAUUGGAAAGAUAAUGAGGAUGGUGGAACUCCGCAAAAGAAUCGCAAUCAUCGAAAUUUUGAUGGCCCAAAAGAUAGAAAUAGUUUCAGCAAUUUCGGCGAUAGUUCAUUCAGUAAUGAAAAGCAAUCAAAAGACGGCGACCUUGAAUUCGAUGAUUCAGAGCCAAGAAAGCUGAAUGAGUCGCAUGAAAGUGGUGGCGAUCCAAGUGGUUACGGUGGUAGUGGCGGCGUCGUUGGCAGCAGCAGCGGCAAUGGUGGUGGUGGUGGUGGUGCUAACGAAGCAAAUGAAUCGGCGAUAGCAAACCCAACCGACACACUAAAAGUGGCAAAUGAAGAGCGAGCGUUGCCACGCAUUCAAAUCAAGUCACCGUCAAAAUUAGCACAAGAGUAUAGCGAAAAGCAAAAACAAAGUGACAUGAUGUCGUCGUCGAACGAAACAAAUCGAACAAAUAAUAAUAAAUCAUCGGUAGAUCUGAAUACAACGCCACUGUACGAUGAACCAACCGAAAAUCGAUCAUACUCAUUGAAAGAAACACCCUCAUUCGAUUCACAACAAAACCAUGAAAUGCUCCCGAGUACGGACACCAAUGUAGUCGUCGCAGAAAUCACCGACAAUUGCGAACAUUAAUUUUCGAUUCAAACAAAAUACACAAACAAACAACAAAACCAUCAAUCAGGAAAUUUUAGAAACAAUGCACUUUUGGGACAGUUUUAGCCUUGGUGUGCGUUAUGACCGGUUCACCUCUGUUGUCGAAUGACGUGAAAAAUCAAAGAAAAGAGAUUGAGAUCAGAAGAGAGUAGGAAAAAAAUUGGAAAGAGAGAGAGAGAGAGAAACAGACACAGAUUCACAAUAUCUAAAAUUAUCAAAAGAAAACAAAUCGAUCAAGGAAAAUAUGGCUGUGAUAAUUGUUUAAUGCAACAAAAAUGAGAGAAGAAAGAAAUGGACAGAUGAAAGAAAGUAAGCAAACACAAUUGAUAGAAAUCGUUUCUUCUUUCUUUUUUUUAUUGAAUCUAAGGGUAUCUUAGGUGUGAAGAUGCUAGAGCAACGUGUGUAACAUGCCACAAUCAUGAAUUGUGUCUCACACAUGAUGCACACAAAAAUGUGGACAUUUUUGUUUAUAUUCUAAUUUAUUGAAAUUCAACGGAUCAAAAGAUGCUCAAUAUCAUUUGGAAAAUCAAAUCGUCUUUUGUUAUUCAUUUUGUUCAAAACGCAUGCAAUGUUUAUUUUAAAAAACAAGAAGAAACUUUUCCGUUCGUUCAUUUUGUGCUGUGAUUCACAGUUUUAACAUUUGAUGCCUCCCAUAUAUGCGAGAAGAGCGAUUGUGUAUUUAUAAUUUGCUUCUUUUUUUUUUAAAUAUUUCUUUCAAUUUCCUAUCUCAAUUUGACAUGGUAGCAACAAAGAAACCAACGUUUUAAAAUGAAACUCCAUCAUUUGUAGCGAAAAACAAACAAACGAGAUGUUUAGUUAUAUAGUAAUUUACACGCGUACACAAUCUUAUGCAUAUAUAAAUAUAUAUAUGAAUUUUCGGCAAAUGUCAUAAUAAAUUAUUAUUGAGACAUAACUAGGAAUAAAUGAUGAGAAAAGAAAAUUCGAACAGGAUUUGAAGUAGAAGAGCGACUGAAGUCGAGAGCCGAACACAAAGAACCAUUGAGAAAUACUCAACUAAUUUUUUUUUGCAAAUAUUUAAAUAUCGAUGUUGCUUGGUAUUUAAUGCCACAUUCGAUUAGAUUAACCAUGAUGAGCCAACUAUAAGGAAGAUUAAGACAAGCAAAUGGAAUUUUGUGUUGUGCUCUAAAUUUUUUUUUUUUAAAUUUCAAAACUGAAACUACCAAUUCAUCUUGCGUUCAUUUUAUAUAGAAUAUUUUUUCUCGUUUUUUCGGCUCAAUCAUUCAUUGCGAAGAAGAGAUGAAGAAAUAGUUUUCCAUAGUAAAUUUUUUGCAACGACAAAAUAAAAUUACCGGACUUAAUUGAA
Sitodiplosis mosellana (orange wheat blossom midge) is the source of this 5405-nucleotide messenger RNA. RefSeq names its product SR-related and CTD-associated factor 4 (gene Isha). The record is from RefSeq and is a predicted model, not a curated record. Lineage: Eukaryota; Metazoa; Arthropoda; Insecta; Diptera; Cecidomyiidae. Bases 320 to 4060 code for a protein of 1246 amino acids. Gene Ontology annotation, molecular function: RNA binding. Gene Ontology annotation, cellular component: nucleus. The transcript is spliced from 12 exons.